AUGGGUGAGAGAGGUGGCACCACCACAAGGCUCCUCCAGACUGCGGCGGCGGAGGACGGUGGUGACUCAAAAAGGAAGAGUAGUGAGAGACCAAGAGAGCCUUGGAAAGGUGAAUAUGUAAAGAGCAUAGUUUUUGCAGGGCUUGAUGCCAUUAUCACUUGCUUUUCUCUCAUUUCUUCCAUCAAUGCUAGCACUAGAUCCUCAGGGCAUGUGCUGGUUCUGGGGUUCUCAAACCUGGUGGCAGAUGCAAUAUCGAUGGGGUUUGGGGACUUUGUGUCUGCUAGCUCUGAGCAGGAAGUGAUCAUUGAGGAAAGGAGAGUGACAGAAUGGGAUGUCAUCAACCAAAGGAGCAAAGAGCAAUCAGAGUUAGCCAAACACUAUCAAGCUCUUGGGAUGGACUGCAAUGAUGCAACCAUGGUUGUGAACAUAUUCACAAAGUACAAAGACAUCCUGGUGGAUCAGAGAAUGAUGGCAGACAAGGGAGUGUUGCCUGCAGACCAAGAAGUGAAGCCCUGGAAGAAUGGCCUUGUGACCUUUGCAUCCUUCAUGCUCUUCGGCUCAGCUCCUUUGCUCUCUUUCAUCGUCCUAAUACCAUUCACUGACAGUGACUCUAUCAAAUUUGUUGGUGCUUGCCUUGUUUCUGCACUUGCCCUUGCUCUUCUUGGGGUGGCAAAGGCAAGGAUUGCUGGCCAAAACAUCAUCUUCUCUGUGUCUGUCACACUUUUAAGUGGUGCCACAGCUGCAGCUUCUGCUUAUUUAGUAGGAUGGUUGCUUAAGCAUAUAGCAGGAUUAGAGAGUUGA
Messenger RNA from Sphenostylis stenocarpa, 801 nucleotides. The record is from the annotation of a GenBank genome assembly. NCBI's taxonomy places the organism in Eukaryota, Viridiplantae, Streptophyta, Magnoliopsida, Fabales, Fabaceae.